Molecule: messenger RNA, 333 nt
Organism: Caenorhabditis bovis
Lineage: Eukaryota; Metazoa; Nematoda; Chromadorea; Rhabditida; Rhabditidae
Source: the annotation of a GenBank genome assembly
AUGUCGGACAGCCAUAUGCAGCGCACCUAUCAUGAGGCGAUGCGUCAGCGGCGGACGAGCCUUCCAGCCAACAGUCUCUCGCUGGGAAAAUGUCAGAUCACCGGUUCGUCGUUGAGCGAAGCGAAAGGCCUCAUCGCCGACAUGCUCAUGAGCAAAGAGAUUCCCUCGAAUGUUGCCACGUGUCUUCGCGCCGUCGCCACAUUAUUGGAUCAACGGCCGCUUCCCGUGCACGGUCUGAACGACUUUGGCCUUCCAUGCGUCGUCGAGAAUCCAUACAGUGGCGAGCAAUUAUUGGUCGGAGUGAGUUUUGCAUUAUUUUUCAUGUAUGUAUGA